This is a messenger RNA of Knipowitschia caucasica, 585 nucleotides long. The record is from the annotation of a GenBank genome assembly. Lineage: Eukaryota; Metazoa; Chordata; Actinopteri; Gobiiformes; Gobiidae.
AUGGCAUCUCCAUAUCCUGCGCUCAGCUCUUCCUUUUGUCACAGUGGAUUGUGGGAGAGCUCUGCUCUGGGCAGCUGGGGCCCUGGGUGUAAACAGGUCGGACCAAAUAAUCGGUUGAAUGCGUUUCUCUGGAGCACCAUGAGCACCAUCUCCCCCACAGACUUCGACAACCUGGAGAUCCAGCAGCAGUACAAUGACAUCAACAACCGCUGGGACUUGGCCGCAGAGACGGACUGGGACAAUGAGAACAGCUCGGCUCGCCUCUUUGAACGCUCACGCAUCAAGGCACUGGCUGAAAACAUGGAGUGGGAGCACAGGGAGAGGGAGCCCUGUCUCUCCCCAGCAGCGUUUGUUAACCAGGUGCAAUACUCCAACAUCUUGGAGGGCCGCUUUAAACAGUUGCAAGAUGAGCGUGAAGCGGUUCAAAAGAAAACCUUCACUAAAUGGGUAAACUCUCACUUGGGCAGAGUCACCUGUCGCAUCGGUGACUUGUACACAGACCUGCGGGACGGCCGCAUGCUGAUCCGUCUGCUGGAAGUGCUGUCAGGAGAACAACUGGUCAGUGUCCCUCAGGAAACCUUUUAA